GUACUAGUGGUAUGCUUUAUCACAAGCACAAUCAACUAUGGAUCAAUGGCCGUCCUAGGCUACUUGAUGUUUGGAGAUUACCUCAAGUCUCAAGUGACAUUAAAUCUUCCUAUAGGAAAAAUCAGUAGUAAGAUAGCAAUUUACACCACACUAAUCAAUCCUCUUACCAAGUAUGCAGUUAUAAUUGCUCCUAUUGUCACUGCCAUUGAGGACACGUACCCUUUCCGCAACAUUAACCGAUGUGUUAGCAUCCUAAUUAGAACACUAAUUGUGUUCAGCACUGUAAUUGUGGCUCUAAUCGUCCCCUUUUUUGGCUACGUAAUGGCAUUCAUCGGCGCGUUUCUGAGUGUUACCGUGUCAAUGCUGUUGCCCUGCUUGUUCUACCUUAAGAUUAACAAAGCUGCUCGGAGUUUCGGGUUUGAAUUGACAAUGAUCAUGGGAAUUGUGGUGACGGGGUCUUUUGUUGGUGUAAUUGGUACUUACAUGUCCUUGAAACAAAUUGUAAACCAUCUAUAA
This is a messenger RNA of Morus notabilis, 516 nucleotides long. RefSeq names its product amino acid transporter AVT1I-like. Gene Ontology annotation, cellular component: plasma membrane. The record is from RefSeq and is a predicted model, not a curated record. The annotation marks the transcript as partial. The transcript has a single exon. Lineage: Eukaryota; Viridiplantae; Streptophyta; Magnoliopsida; Rosales; Moraceae.